Centropristis striata (black sea bass) is the source of this 795-nucleotide messenger RNA. It is a transcript of the gene spc24, whose product is annotated as SPC24 component of NDC80 kinetochore complex. The transcript has 6 exons. Bases 74 to 673 code for a protein of 199 amino acids. NCBI's taxonomy places the organism in Eukaryota, Metazoa, Chordata, Actinopteri, Perciformes, Serranidae. The record is from RefSeq and is a predicted model, not a curated record.
AGCGGAAGAACAGGCGCGCUCUGGUCUCAGUUUGAAUCACAGAAGAAAGCUAUACGCUGUCGGUGUCACCACUAUGUCUCAAGAUCAUAAACUCCAGGAACUGGGGGGGACGGGGGAGGCGGUUUUGGCCAUCAUCAACAGCGCCCAGCUGACGUUACUGAGACGAGUGAAAGAUGAACAUCUGGCUCUUUUUGACCAACAUAUAGAAACAAAAAAGAUCAUGACACAGAUCUUAAGAGAUGUUGCUCAGACUGAGGAGGGUGCAGGUCAGAGGCUGCUGGACAUGGAGGAGCAGCAGAAGCAAAGGGACAAGGAGCUGGAGAUCCUGGACGAACAGCUGAGGAAGUGCACAGCCAAGAGCCAGAUGACUGACUCUGAAUUACAAUUUCUGCAGAGCGAGUUGGAGAGUCUGAGAAACACCGAACACGAGCUUGAGAAUCUUCAGACCGAGGUGGAUGAAGACACCACCGAGGUCAUCCCGUCAGCAGUAUAUGUGGCUCAGAUGUACUACCUUAUAACCAAGAUCAAGUGGGAAUAUGACACACAACCCAACACCUUAAAAGGAGUCCACUACGGAGCAGACCUGGCCACGCCCAUCAACAUCGACACCUCUCAGCGAUGUCGGAGUGACGUAAGCGACCAGCUGUGGGGCUUCGUGAGCACUGAGUGGUAGCUGAAGGGCCGUGGUGUCACAAAUUAUGUUAAUAUUCUUCUCCUUUGUCUUCACAUUUGUUUGUCUUCUUCUGUUCUAUACAACACUGAUACUUUUUAAAAAAUAAAUAUCUCACAACUUCA